Messenger RNA from Tripterygium wilfordii, 2096 nucleotides. Its product is annotated as transcription factor SRM1-like. Gene Ontology annotation, molecular function: DNA binding. Bases 858 to 1652 code for a protein of 264 amino acids. The record is from RefSeq and is a predicted model, not a curated record. Lineage: Eukaryota; Viridiplantae; Streptophyta; Magnoliopsida; Celastrales; Celastraceae. The transcript has 3 exons.
AAUUGUCAAAAUCCCACUUAUUUUUUUAAUGAUUUGAUUUUGAUUUUCUAGUUGAUGUUGAAGAUUAGCUUCUCAAAUUCGUUUGGCUGCUGCUGGUUCAUGUGUUUCUGAAGGAAUAAGCCAAAUCUUUAAGAUUCUUUUUACUGUUGCUGAAUGGGAAAUAAUAAUCAAAACAAGAGAAUAGCUGGAGUUUAUACAGCAAAAGUUUUUGAUUCUUUUGAGCAGUAGGUAUGGUCUAGUUGUUGCAGAGGAAAAGUUUGUGGGCCUGUGCUGUUAAAAGUUCAAACUGUUGUUUUCAAUAAGAACUUGUGGGUAACAGGGUUUUUUGUUUGCACUAGCAAUGCCAUUUUUGGAUGUUCUUCUUUUUAAUCACCAUAGAUUUCUGGGUUUUUCUCCUAUGUUUGGUUUAUUCAAUAUCUCUUUCACAUUUCACAAUCCAGAACCCUAAUUACCAUGGUUCACCGUCACAUUUAAUCUUUAGGGUUCUAUGGUUUCCAGAUAUUUCUCAUGGUCUAACUGAACUUAGCUGCCUUUUCAUUCAUCAAAAGUCUUUCAUGAUUUUUAUUGGAGAUGAUCUCUGGUUCAGCUCCCAUGGCUUCUUCUGCGUCUGUUUGUUUCUCCUCUUGUUUACCUCUGCAGCCUGACAUGUUCUGCCUUCCAUGCUUCUAGUCCCCCAUUAAAAACCAGUUUCAAGUGAUACAAGCAAAUGAGCUAUCAAGAUCCGUUUCUCGUGGAGUACUCUAGAAAAUCCUAAAUUUUUGUGGUGUGUUGAUAGGCAAGAAUAUACCUGGAGCAGUUUGGUAGAUUUCUUCUUCUGCUGCCUGAUAUUCUGGAAAUUGGGGUUCAAACAAGGCUAGAUGACUGUGGAUGAAGCAGACUGUAGCUCUGUGUGGACUAGAGAGCUGGAUAAGGCCUUUGAAAAUGCCCUUGCCACACAUCCUGAGGAUUCUUCAGAUCGGUGGGAGAAAAUUGCAGCUGAUGUACCUGGGAAAACCUUAGAAGAAAUAAAAGAGCAUUAUGAGCUUUUAGUGGAGGACAUUAACCAGAUUGAGGCUGGAUGUGUUCCCCUGCCUAACUAUACUUCUUCUUCUGAAGGUUCAAGGAGCCAUGCCGGCGAUGGAGGAACUGGUAAGAAGGGAGGCCAUUAUAACAGUGAAUCCAAUCAUGGAAGUAAGGGCUCAAGGUCAGAUCAGGAACGCCGUAAGGGGAUUGCUUGGACAGAGGAUGAGCACAGGUUGUUUCUCCUCGGUUUGGAUAAAUACGGAAAGGGUGAUUGGCGAAGCAUAUCUCGAAACUUUGUAGUGAGCAGAACACCUACGCAAGUGGCAAGCCAUGCACAAAAAUAUUUCAAUCGCUUGAACUCGAACAAAGAUAGAAGACGAUCGAGCAUUCAUGACAUUACUAGUGUUGGCAGUGGAGAUAUAUCAGCACCUCAAGGACCCAUCACUGGUCAAUCAAAUAGUACAGACCCAACGGGAAACCCAGGUGUUGGCAUGUAUGGUCCUCCGACCAUAGGGCAACCUAUAGGAGGACCCCUCGCUUCAGCAAUAGGCACUCCUGUGAAUCUAUCUUCCCAUGGACACAUGGCAUAUGGUGUUAGAGCUUCAAUGCCUGGAACUGUACCUGGAGCACCAAUGAACAUGGUCCUAUGACGUAUCCAAUGCCACGCACAACCGCUCAUUGGUAAUGCACUUUUAGCCGUUAAAUGUGCUAAUAGACAGUAUACCUUCAGCUUGUGCUCACAUUGGGUUAGUACUUUUCCAUGUCAUCCUGAAUAAGAUUAUGGUUUAGAAGCAACAAGAAGUCUCAUUUCAGGUGCCAUUUGUUCUCAAUCUCAAAUAAGCCAGUGGAAAAUAAGCUUCAUGCAUGCAUCUGUAUAGGCAAAUUUUCAGAAAUUUCAACAGCAUUUAUGGAUAGGGAGGCAGUCUGCUAUGUUUUUGGUCUUUGAGACAAUUUAACAUUAUGAGUUAAGAAAUUUAGUGCAAACUUUGUGAAGAGGCUUGAAUCUCCUCGAAGAGAGUGAGAUACUCGUAUCUCGGUUUACUACGGUCGAGCUUCCGUUUCAUUUUAAUGUAGAAAAUUGCCCAUUUGAAUCG